This is a messenger RNA of Brassica napus (rape), 2786 nucleotides long. Its product is annotated as putative pentatricopeptide repeat-containing protein At5g37570. Bases 945 to 2600 code for a protein of 551 amino acids. Gene Ontology annotation, molecular function: RNA binding; protein binding. Gene Ontology annotation, biological process: RNA modification. NCBI's taxonomy places the organism in Eukaryota, Viridiplantae, Streptophyta, Magnoliopsida, Brassicales, Brassicaceae. The record is from RefSeq and is a predicted model, not a curated record. The transcript has a single exon.
ACAUUUGACUCAACGUAAAUUGUAUAUCUGUUAUAGUACAUGAUUGAUAAAUAUUAUAUUGAUCAAUACUGAUUUGGCUUAAAAUUAACAAUUUACGUAGUUAAUGUGAAAAAUAGUUUAUUUAAAUCAAAGUUAAAUUAUAAAAGUCACCAAAAUUAUUAAGGAUGAAAUGAGCAAUUUUCUAAAGAGGAUAGUAAGCCGACCAAUUAUAACUGAAACUAUGAAGAGAAAGAGAGAGCUUCAAGUCCACUAAAAGUUUAGAAACAUCAUCUAAAUCUCAUAGAGAUGAGAACUAUCUAAAGAGAAAACCUUUUUCCAUCUCCCAAAGACCAUAGACCCAAGUACAGAAAGACCAACUUAACAGUGUCAUAGACGCAAGUACAGUCCCAAUUAGACCUCCACCUUUUCCCUUCCUAGAGACUCUAAGAGCAGGUGCAUUGGUUCAGUUCUAUCCAAAUUUCUCAAGGUAAAUAUUAAUAUAAAAACCAAAAGUAAGAAAAAAUCUAUCACGGAUUUAAUUUUAAUUUUACCAAGUUUUAACGGAUUUAAUUUUAAUUACAAAACUGUUAUGCACUAAAAUAUUAAUAAAUUAAUGUUCAGAGAUUCAAUUUAAAAAACCUAUCACUAAUGAUGCUCUAACUGAACUUCUGUAAGAUAACGGCGUCCCGAAAAUUAUAGCACGACAAAGUCAAAUAAUACCGAAUAGAUUUCCUCAUUUUAUUUCCCUUGUGUUUCAAAAAAAAAAAAGAAAAUCAUUGUAUUCCCCCUUCCCGUGGAGAAAUAAACCCUAAACCCUCUUCUCCAAGUCUUACAGCUUCUUACGAAUCCCACAGUUUAACUCUUCUCACAAAGACCGAUUCCUGUCAGACUCUGUAGUAAACUAAAAACCACACCAAGAUUCUUGUGAUGAAAAUAGCACACGCAUACGUACAUAUGCGAGCCGAAUGAUCCAGAGAUCAUCUCUCCCUUCCUUGGCGUCAAUCGAAACCCUCUUGAGGCUCUGCAAAUCUGAGGUCCAGCUUCGUCAACUCCAUGCCAGAAUCAUCCGUAAAGGUCUUGAGCAAGACCAGAACCUCGUCUCCAUCUUCCUCUCGUCUUCUUCUUCUUCGUCCUCUCUUCCUUACUCAUCCUCUGUUUUCGAGCGUGUUCAUCAUCCCUGCACUCAUCUCUGGAACUGCUUUAUCAAAGGAUACUCUAAUAGGUUUAUCUUCUUUGACACGGUUUCGCUUCUUGUCCGUAUGAUGAGAGCAGGCUUGGCUCGACCCGAUGAGUAUACUUUCCCUUUGGUUAUGAAAGUUUGUACUAACAAUGCGCAGGUUCGUGUUGGUUCAUCGGUUCAUGGGUUGGUUCUGAGAAAUGGGUUUGAUAAAGAUGUGGUCUUGGCCACAAGUUUUGUCGAUUUCUAUGGCAAAUGCAAGGAUUUAUCGAGCGUACGUAAGGUGUUUGGUGAAAUGCCUGAGAGAAAUGCGGUUUCUUGGACUGCUUUGAUCGUAGCGUAUGUGAAAUCUGGAGAGUUAGAGGAAGCGAAGAAGAUGUUCGAUGUUAUGCCUGAGCGUAAUAUUGGAUCUUGGAAUGCUUUGAUCGAUGGGUUUGUCAAGUCCGGAGAUUUGGUGAAUGCUAAGAAGUUGUUUGACGAAAUGCCAAUGAAAGACGUAAUUUCAUAUACCUCCAUGAUUGAUGGAUAUGCUAAAGGUGGUGAUAUGCGUUCGGCUCGGGUUUUGUUUGAGCAAGCGAGUGAUGUUGUUGAUGUUAGGGCAUGGUCAGCUUUGAUAACGGGUUAUGCGCAGAACGGCCAGGCGAACGAGGCUGUGAAGAUGUUUUGUGAAAUGUGUGAGAAGAAUGUCAAACCUGAUGUGUUUAUAAUUGUGAGUUUGAUGUCAGCUUGUUCUCAGAUGGGUAGCUUUGAGUUAUGUGAGCAGGUUGAUACUUAUCUGCAUCAGAGCAUGGUGAAGGGAUUUUCUAGUCAUUAUGUUACACCUGCUUUGAUAGACAUGAAUGCCAAAUGCGGCCACAUGGAGAGAGCAGCGAGACUGUUCGAAGAGAUGCCUAAGCGGGAUCUUGUCUCGUACUGUUCGAUGAUGGAAGGAAUGGGUAUUCAUGGGUGUGGAGGCGAAGCUGUUCGGCUGUUUGAGAGAAUGGUAGAGGAAGGUAUUGUUCCCGAUAGUGUUGCCUUCACUGUAAUAUUGAAAGUUUGUAGCCAAGCUAAGCUUGUUGAGGAUGGCUUAAGGUACUUCGAGUUGAUGCGAAACGAAUAUUGUAUUGUGGCAUCUCCUGAUCAUUAUUCCUGUGUUGUAAGCCUUCUUUGCCGGUCAGGAAAGCUUAAAGAAGCCUAUGACCUUAUUAAAGCCAUGCCUGUGGAACCUCAUGCUAGUGCCUGGGGUUCGGUUCUGGGUGGUUGCAGUGUGCAUGGAGAUUCUGAGAUAGCUGAAGUAGUUGCAAGGCGGCUCUUCGAGCUUGAGCCGCAAAGUGCUGGUAACUAUGUGCUUUUGUCAAACAUGUACGCAGCUUUAGACCGGUGGGCAGAUGUAGCUCUUGUUAGGGAUAAGAUGAAAGAGAAUGGUAUUAAAAAGAUUUCUGGUCGAAGUUGGAUAUGUCGAUAAGCACUACUUGGCAUCUAACCGUGUCAAUGGAAGUCUUUGCUUAACUUAAACAAGACAUUCAAGCAAAAGGACCUAAAGUAGUUCUAUCAUUUAUAGCACUGAUUUCUUGUUUGUAAAUAUGUUUCACUUCUUUUGAUGAAGUCAUUUACUUAAACAGAAACCCGCCUGAGACAGCACUGCGUCCAA